GCGUCACUUUCAUUUCCUCUUUCUAAGAUGCCAUUGUGUCACGGAACUCCAGUUUUACUCAGUAAAAGCUAUGAAUUUUUUACAGAUCACCCCGUUCAACCAAGAGAAAAGCUCUCUCGAGUCAGUUUGAAGCAGAAUGUCUGGGCAGUUGCAUCACACCAUCUGUCAAAUCACAGAUGAGCUCAGCACCGAUGAAUGUAAGCGCAUCUCUUACCUGUGUGGGACUCUUGACACGGACACGUUCUCUGCAGAUCCCAGAGGAAUGUUACAGUCUGUGUUGUGCCAGAUAAGGAUGGAUAAUGUGUUUCUCACCAAGCUCAUUCUGAACAUAAAACGCUAUGAUCUACUGAGAGAUGUGCUGGGGACCAACAAGAGUACGGUUGAGGAAAUGUUAAAACUAGGACAUGCUGUAUCUGAAUACAGAUUACUGAUGGAUGAUGUCAGUGAGGACAUGGACACUGAAGACCUGAAGUCAUUGACAUUCUUACUGAGAGACACUUUACCGAAACAUAAACUGGAAAAUGUCCAGAGUUUUUUAGACAUUGUGGUGGAGCUGGAGAAGCUCGACCAGCUCUCUAGUGAGAAGAUGGACAUGAUCGAACACUGCCUGAGGUCCAUUCACAGGGUUGAUCUAGCUAACAAGAUCAGCCGUUACCAGCAGAGAGUAUUAAUGGCAAACCACGGAACUUCCCCACCAGACAGACUGCAACUCGGCAGAUGCAGAAAGGCAUUGGUGAAUAACCCAUUUGGUAUGUCAUCAGUUUCCUGCAAUGUUUGGCAGGUUCCUAAACUCUGUGAUAAGAAGACAGCUGUGAAGGAAGAAGCAAGAAGCUCCUGUUUCCAGCAGCAGGAAGAAGUAUACAGUAUGCAGAGCGAUCCCAGAGGAGUGUGUUUAAUCAUAGACUGUGUCGGCAUUGAAGGAGACCAGCUGGCAAAAACAUUUAAGGGCUUACACUUCCAUGUAAUCAUGCACAAGCUGCUGAGUGUCAGAGACAUGCUGUCCACUCUGACGGAAGUGGCCCGACAGCGGGAGCACUACAAGACAUGUGUGUUUGUCUGCUGCAUUAUCAGCCGAAGCCACUCAUCAGACCUGCUGGCCACUGACUCCCAUGGCCCAGGACUGAACCUGGACACAAUCAGGCACCUGUUCACCCCAAACUCCUGCCCUGGCCUGGCAGGCAAGCCUAAACUCUUCUUUAUCCAGAGCUAUGAUGUGUCAGAGCCUCAGGGGUGUGCUGGGUAUAUGGGGUGUGGAGAUCAGGAAGAUUUGGAGACAGAUGGGCCUGUCCACUUCUGCAGGAUGAGAACUGUCCCAGCUGAUGCAGACGUCUUCUGGAGCCACUGCUGGACUGGAGGGAAGAAACUGGAGAUACCAAACCACCAGUCUGUUUACCUGCAAGCUCUGCGAUCCUCCUUAACUGAGGGACAGAGAAGGAGGACUCAUUUGGUAGAUGUACACAUGGUGGUGAAUCGUGCAGUAUAUGAGCACAAUAACAAAUCUUCAGAUUCCUCUUACUAUUUAAAUCUGAGACACACUCUGAGGAAAAAUGUCUAUUUGUCAUGAUUAUGAACCCUUAUGUUUAAACAUGAGUGGGGUUAUGCAUAAGUAAAGGUACUGUUUAUGUGUAUGCAAGAACAUGUCAAAUGUUUAAGUCAGGGGUUUUCAAACUUUUUGAUGUCAACUUCAAAUAUAAUGAUCCAACUGAAAAUGACCAACCUUCCUAAAACAUAAAGGUAGUUAUAUAUUUUCAUGUAUAAAGACCAAUUUGUACUGUAUGAGAAAAAUAAUAAGUGUAGUAUUAUAAAGGCAACAUGUUGUUUGCAAUAGUAAAUUAUUAAUAAUAUAUAAUAUAUUAUUUUUGUAAUUUAUUAUUUGUAUAUAUUAUAUCAAAAUAAGAAAUUAUUAUUUGGAAAACACUUAUUUUGUAUUAAUCUGAUAGUGUAUCUUUUUUCUACCCACUAUGUGACUGUAUAAACAUCAAGAUUUUUGUUUGUUUGUUUGUUAAUGAAAUUAAAUUGAAAUGUAUUCAUAGUCUUUACAAAGCUGACUGAUACAGGCAAUAAUUGUCAAAAUCUGAAAAUAUUUAUUUGCUUAGUUUUUUUUACACUAUUUUCUGUUUUUUUCCCUGAUUUAAGUAAUAUCAUAAUGAUAUUGAUAUUAAUUGUAUCAAUUAGAAUUUGCAUCAGGUUCUAUUGUUUCAAUAAAUGUUUCUCAUGCCUCAUUGUUUGUUGUUUCCUAAUUGUCCACAUGUUGGCAGUGUUGACCUUCUGGCAGUACACGUUACCACUAACAGACUUUGUACGACUUUUCUUGCACAAC
Molecule: messenger RNA, 2320 nt
Organism: Myxocyprinus asiaticus (Chinese sucker)
Lineage: Eukaryota; Metazoa; Chordata; Actinopteri; Cypriniformes; Catostomidae
Product: CASP8 and FADD-like apoptosis regulator
Exons: 10
Coding region: 137-1564 (475 amino acids)
Biological process (GO): negative regulation of extrinsic apoptotic signaling pathway via death domain receptors; proteolysis
Molecular function (GO): cysteine-type endopeptidase activity; protein binding
Source: RefSeq, a predicted model, not a curated record